Molecule: messenger RNA, 3999 nt
Organism: Pygoscelis adeliae (Adelie penguin)
Lineage: Eukaryota; Metazoa; Chordata; Aves; Sphenisciformes; Spheniscidae
Gene: RIMS4
Product: regulating synaptic membrane exocytosis 4
Exons: 5
Coding region: 61-711 (216 amino acids)
Biological process (GO): positive regulation of synaptic transmission; regulation of membrane potential; calcium ion-regulated exocytosis of neurotransmitter
Cellular component (GO): cytoskeleton of presynaptic active zone; presynaptic membrane
Molecular function (GO): transmembrane transporter binding; small GTPase binding
Source: RefSeq, a predicted model, not a curated record
GAUGGUCGGAGACUGAAGGGAGCCAUCCAAAGGAGCACAGAAACGGGGCUGGCUGUCGAAAUGCCCAGCCGGACCGUCCGUCAAGCCAGCCAUGAGUCCAUUGAGGACAGCAUGAACAGCUACGGAUCAGAGGGAAACUUGAAUUUCAGUGGAGUCCAUCUGGCAUCUGCUGGGCAGUUUAGUGACUUCCUGGGGAGCAUGGGCCCUGCACAAUUUGUUGGGCGUCAGACCUUGGCCACCACCUCGAUGGGGGAUGUGGAAAUUGGCUUGCAAGAGCGAAAUGGGCAGCUAGAAGUGGAUAUCAUUCAGGCUCGAGGACUGACACCAAAACCCGGCUCCAAAACACUGCCAGCUGCUUACAUCAAAGCUUACCUGCUAGAGAAUGGCGUGUGCAUUGCGAAAAAGAAGACAAAAGUGGCUCGCAAAUCAUUAGACCCUUUGUACAAUCAGGUGUUACUGUUUGCUGAGAGCCCCCAGGGCAAAGUAUUACAGGUGAUAGUCUGGGGAAACUAUGGACGCAUGGAGCGCAAGCACUUCAUGGGAGUCGCCAGGGUCCUCCUGGAAGAACUGGAUUUGUCAACUUUAGCAAUCGGCUGGUACAAGCUCUUCCCAACCUCCUCGAUGGUAGAUCCCACUACAGGCCCACUCCUGCGUCAGUCCUCACAGCUUUCCCUGGAGAGCACAGUGGGACCCUGCUGCGACAGGUCUUAGUGAGUAAGGAAGGGGGAACUGCUUUUGUUUUUUAAACAUGCUGUCAAGGUUUUGUUUGCUGGAACUCUGACCUCAAGUGCAAUGCAUGUUCAAUCAGUUCUUGUGGAGCUGGAAGAGGAGGAUAAACCAGUGACCUUAGACAGAAGAUGAGGGGGAGGGCGCUGUGCCCUCUCCGUCCGAGGAGGAGGUGCCGUGGGGCAUGAGUCCUAGUUGUCAAAUUAGACAUACACCUCUUGUUUCACUUCUCUCGCUGUCAUUCUUGGACCCUUGUUUCAGAUAGUAUUAACCCUGGAAAGUUGCAGCAUUUGAAAGCAUUUGGGGGGAGUAAGGAGGGUAUUUUUCUUAACUGUGCAUCUUAGAAAUUUCUAAUACGGAUUCUUUCACAAGAAAGUACCUGAAAAAUUCAGAGGCCGAUAUCUGACCUAAAAAGAGCAGGAGCAGAAAGUUUCAGAGGAAGCAUUAGGUUUUUUAUAAGGUCUUUCUUCUUGAAAGGAAGAAAAAGAAAGAAACCUGCAACUCUUCCUUUAGAAUCAGUUCCACAUCACUGAGUCAUGUUAACUGUAACACUGUCGUCGCUGUGUUUUCAAACUGUGCCAAAUUACCAGCAAGUGUCUUUACUGCAUUACUUGUCUAACACUGCUGAUGAAGCAUACUUGGUGGGAGAAUAAGUAGCGCCUACUUAGACCAGACAGUUUGAACAGAGUUUGAGUUUAGCAGGCUAAUUAACUGCAAUUUUGCUCAGAAAAAAACCACUAGAAGUGGGAGCUGAACAUCAGACUUGCAGCUUGAGAUAUGUUUUGUGUUGUCAGAUACAACGUUCUGCAAUUUACUGACUCCCUUACUUGUUGCUGUGCAUCCUUCAGUCACAAUGUCUUCUAUCUCCUGCUUUUCUUCCAUCUCCUUUGUACUGGUACAUAUCUGCUGGAGGUGCUGCCCUUCCCGUUGUGCUAUGGACUGACCUGAAACAGGACUGUUUUAUUCUGCCACGGGAGAGGAGGUUGAGGUUUCUGGGGGUGCAGAAGAAAGAAACCUCGGUUUUUCAUCUGACAAGAAGGUGCUGGAGAGCAUGUAACCUUCCUUGUGGAGAAAAAGAUGCUGUAGACAGUAGUGGUAGUACAAAAACCUUGUCAAGUGUCCUGAAAGAGGAGAUGCAAUCCCCAAAGUAUGGAGAGGGUAGUGGGUGAGGAAUCUGAAGACGCUGUGGUCACAGCAUGUAUAUUUUGUUAACUAAGUGCAGCACUAACUGUAAACGAGUCUUGUAGAUUAAGCCAGUAAAGCACAUUCUCUGAGCUGCUGAACUACAGCAGCUGUUGUCAGCAGAGUCAUGUGCUGGAGUAAGUGCGCUAAAUCCUUCAGACAAUUAAAACCUUAUUAUCCAAAAUCACAGAGAAUCCCCAAAGAUUUUCUGUUGAUAGACCUGUUUUGGCUAGGUUUUGUCUUAGUUCCUAAUGAGGAUUUGAUGACUGCUGUGUCAGAAUAAGCUUUUGGAGAUGUUUUACUUUGUGAUUUAGAAGUGAAGGUCCCAUGUAACGUUUCGGAAUGAGCGGAUUCUUGACCUGUCGUAGGCAUACUGAACAUUUAUUUCUGCAUGUGGACCUCAGCUUUGUUAGAAUAAAAGCAUGAGUGUUGAGCGGAUGGUAAAAGCAGUUGCUUUUGGUCCUAGCUUGUCUAUGGCAUUUUAAGUUAUUUUGAGAUAAAUUACAGGAUAGAUGGAAAAAUAAUAGGCCUUACAAUAAUGUCUGUAAAAAAUUAUAUAAAGGAGAGGGAAGGAGGAUAAGGGACAUAGAAUGAAUGGUUUUUUGAGUCUUCAGUGGCAAAGCCUCAACAUUUCAGAUAAAUCUCUUAAUUUCCUUGAUCAAAUACGUGUCUGGCCUCUCACUAAUUAUUUUUUCUAAUCGUAUUAGACAAUUUCUAUAUAUUAGCUGAAGAAAGUUUGUUGCAUGCUGGUCAAACUAUGUUGUGGCGCUCUCUUUUAUUUUUAUUUUUUAAAAAAGCACAUUUACUGUAAUUCAAGUCAGCAUCUUUUCCUCUUGGUAUGUAGUGAGUACUAGGCAAUAUUGUACAAUACGUGUAUGAACUAGAAUAGAUUAGGUAGAUUUAGUGGUUUGUAGCACUGGAUCUUUUAAUAACUAUGUCUUUAAAAGGACCGUGGGGAGCUCCAGGUACAUGCCAGACCUGGCAGCUGAGUAACAGGGCUUCUGUGUUAAGUUAUGCCGAAAACUUUAUAUUGGUACUUAGUUUGGACAUUAUCUACCAGUAAUAGCUAGUUAAUCGUGGUUUUCCUGUGUCCAAUAAGAUGAAUGCAACAUUUUUGCAGUCUUUAAUGAGGAGUAGGAGACUAUAUAUGCCAAAAAUAUUCCCCCAGAACACUUUUCUUAAUGACUGUCUGUUGAAAAGCUCAGUUCCUGUAUGCCUGGCAAAUGUGUCUCUGUAUCCUACCCCUCCAAAAGCUCUGCAAGCUCAGUGAUGAUCAGUUUAGUUACAAUAGGACUACUUAACACUGAGGACUAUCUUCCGUAUGUUUUUAAUAAAGCUAAAAGGUCACUGUCAGGGUAAAAAAAAAAGUUACAGUUCUACUUGUGUUAUUUUUGUUAACGUCUCAGAUUCUGAAAUUUGGAGGCAGUUUAAACAGUCUGCUCCGUCCUGUUUUCUUCUGCAUUUUUUACAUGGUUGAUUGUAGUCCAGUGGUUCUCACUUUUGUUUCUACUCACUUCCAAGUCCUGUUUCUCCCCAGUAAGUGAACGUUGCAACCCUGGCUGCCACGCACAGCAAAGUCACAUGAACUAGCAAGUGCAGAUGAUCAUCCUUUGUAAAGCAGACUCACAGGAGCCCUUCUGAGAGUGCCCACGGGGUGCAGAGUGAGGCCAGGAGAGUUGCACGGUACCCUACAGUCUAAAUUCUUGCUUCACUCAUGCCCAUGACUCCUGCACUGACCAUGGUGUGUUAUAGUUAAAAAAGAAGUCUUCUAGUUACCCAUCAAUUUAAAGACUCCCAGUAUAGCAUCCAAGGCAAGUCUCAGGUUUGGAAUAGCUUAUUUUCAUAAAGCCUAACCUUUUUCUUUCCCCUCAAAUUUGACUUGCCAGUUUCUGUCUAAGGUGACGUGAUAUGACAGUUGGGAUUACCAGUGUGGUCGUGUAAAAAGUAGCAGUUUGCUAGAGUGAUGAGCAGCUGAAAACUAAACUUUGGUCCCCCUUGCAAGUCCUGACUGAGUUUUUUUCCUGUGUCUGAGUCUAGCUGUUAGUUAUAGUCAGGGAGGGGGAGAGGGAGAGGAAGAGCAGGAGACUUUUU